Molecule: messenger RNA, 825 nt
Organism: Nicotiana attenuata
Lineage: Eukaryota; Viridiplantae; Streptophyta; Magnoliopsida; Solanales; Solanaceae
Product: protein DOG1-like 1
Exons: 1
Coding region: 1-825 (274 amino acids)
Biological process (GO): DNA-templated transcription
Molecular function (GO): sequence-specific DNA binding
Source: RefSeq, a predicted model, not a curated record
AUGACUUCCGUCAAUGUAAGUGAUCAAGAAGCUCAACACUUAUGCUUUCAAGAAUGGAUGAAGCUCCAAGAACAAGACCUCUUGGAGCUCCUCCAUGCCCACCACCAUUCCUCCUCCUCCUCCGCCAGCACCUAUCGCACUAGCGCUAACAGCGACAGCCACCUAAAACAACUCAUUGCAAAAUCCAUCAAACACUUCCAAGACUACAUUGACAACCGCAGACAUUUUGCACGUAAUGAUGUCAGUGCCUACCUUGCUCCCACUUGGUGCACCACUUUAGAAAGCUCCAUGCUCUGGAUCUCUGGGUGCCGUCCAUCCAGUUUCAUUCGGCUUGUUUAUGCGCUUGGUGGCAGAGAACUCGAAUCUCAUCUCUCUAACUAUCUCCAAGGUAAGAGAUAUGGAGACCUCGGUGAGCUCUCGACCAUACAGCUGAAAUCAGUUGACGAGUUACAGAUGAAGACGAUAAGGCAAGAAAACCGGUUGUCACAGAUGCUCGCCAGCUUGCAGGAGGAGAUAGCUGAUCAGCCAAUUGCCAUUAUCGCCAAUGAAGUGGGAAAUUUUGCUGAAAUAUGUGGUGAAGCAGAGGAGGCCCUCGAUAAACAUGCUAAGUGUUUAAUGCACGUUGUAGAAGAAGCUGAUAAGCUAAGGAUGGAGACUUUCAAGGAGCUGGUGAUGAACAUAUUGAGUCCAUUUCAAGCUCUUGAAUUUCUGAUAGCUAGCAAGAAGCUCCAUCUUUGUAUCAAUGCUUGGGGUGAAAAAAGAGAUCUUCAGCAUGGGAGGAACAGAGGAACAGCAGAGAGAAACAUCUGUCCAACUUUAUCUUAA